AUGGUUUGGCAAAGGUUCAAAAUUGACGAUGGGAGUAAACCUCUCAAAGCUCUUCCAAAGCCCGCGGCCAACAGUUUCUUGACCACUUUUAGCAGUCGUGGUAAAAUCCUUGGCGUUUUCUUCAUUGCGUACGACGACUCUAUCCAACUUCGAACAUGGACCGACGGAGGACGCUGGAAGCGUUGGGAAGUCAGAGGUCCAGGCUCAGCAUCUCCAUCGACUCCCCUUGCAGCGGCGCCCAGAGAUGCGACGUUGGCCAUGUACUAUGAUCUCUUGUGGGUACAAAAGGAUAGUGGAAAGCUUGCAAUGUGCGAAAUUGCGGAAAAAACGUCGACAGUUACUGAAUUUCAGUCUCCACUUGAAUUUUCGCCAACAGGUCAAUUUAGGCCCAAAGACCUUCUCCAGGGAAAUGGUUUAAUUUGCCAUAUGACUACCAAAGAAGGAGAUGUACCCUCGAAUAAGACAACAAUGGCCGGAUUGGAGGUCUUUUUCACCGACCAAUAUGCAAUCCGACGCUGCUACUGGAAUCCAGAUGAACUUUUCAAUGAUUUGCUCUCACCCAUCUUGAACGACGCCCACAAGAACAGCCCUCUUACUCUUGCGACGACUUGGCAUUCGGGGAAUUUAGUCACAUGGUUGUUUUAUGUUGGAGCCAAUGGCAACAUCUUGUGGUAUCUUCGAUACAGAACUCUCGGUAGAGGAUUGUCUGGGGUCAUCGAGGGCUCAAAAGCUGCGGUUGGACCGCGAACUAUUGCAGCAGUAUGCAUUGAUACUGCUGAGGAAGAAUCUCGAAUUGUGCUGAAAGCACAUGUAUCUGUUAUCACACCAGAAGGCAGCGUAGCUUUGUACAUCGGCCAAGCCAUCGAAUCAGAAGAAUGUUCUCGCAUAGACUGGCAUAGACACCCACUAUACCCAGGAGCAGAUCACCCUUACAAGAUCAGUGGCCAAACCAGUUACGAAAACAUCGGCAUAUGUGCUGCGCGUCGCACCAAAAAACUUUACGACGUGUAUUGGACGAUGCCCGACGGGUCAGUGACUGGUUCCCAAAUGGCAGUUGAGAGCAACAAGCCUGAUACAGGUGGUAUUGUGCAUAAUCCGCUAGCUCCAGCAAACUCUGUUCAUAAAGGCAGUCGCAUUGCUUUGAUUUCAAGAGAUGUUGGAGAGAUGGAGUUGUGGGGUAUAUCGCCAGACGAUUGUUCUCUCCUAGCUGGUACCGCUGAAUGUCAUCCUCCCAUGAAGCAGCUGGUGGACCUCGAGAAGCCAGAGGUCGUUCCAAUAUCUUUGCAAACUCCUUGGGCUGCUACCGACUCCCUUUUCCACUCUCUUUGGGAUCCAUACGAUGUGGGUAAAGCACCAGACAUGGCUCAUCCCUCGAAUAUGGUAUCGAAAAAGGACUGCGAAGAACGUCCAGUCUACAUUGGGACACACAAGCUUCCUUUCCAUCUAAAUGAAGCUUCCUUUGAUAUCUUUACAUUUCUCAAGGACGUUGCCGAAGACGCCAAGCACAGGCCAGGCCCAUACAAAGAUAAACCAUUUCCGAAUCCUACAUACCAUUGGGCCGUAAUGGUUGGUGGACUCGAACACGAACUCAAUGGCUAUAUCAAUGGGACCAUUUGUUACCAAAAAACAGGAUGA
This is a messenger RNA of Hyaloscypha bicolor E, 1635 nucleotides long. RefSeq lists its product as uncharacterized. The record is from RefSeq and is a predicted model, not a curated record. Bases 1 to 1635 code for a protein of 544 amino acids. The transcript has a single exon. NCBI's taxonomy places the organism in Eukaryota, Fungi, Ascomycota, Leotiomycetes, Helotiales, Hyaloscyphaceae.